Phyllotreta striolata is the source of this 5509-nucleotide messenger RNA. The record is from the annotation of a GenBank genome assembly. NCBI's taxonomy places the organism in Eukaryota, Metazoa, Arthropoda, Insecta, Coleoptera, Chrysomelidae.
CAAAUACAAAUGGGAAAUCCAUAAUUUUACAGUGAGGAUUCGAGGAAAUGGUCCGGGAAACCUCGAGUUAGUAACAGAAAACGAAUUUUCCGCGUAGUUUUCGCGAACGAACUGAUAACCCGGUCAAAAGGCGGUGCUUUACGCCGCCUUAGAAUUCGUGGUCCCCGAAGAGGUGCAAGAGAAAAUCGAGAUCAUCCGAUUUUCGCCAGUUGUCAUUCACUUUGCAUUGUAUUUCCAUCGCUCGUUUUCUAUUAAUUCGCAACGUCCUUAUGUAGGUUUCGAAGUGAAAAACAGUUCGAUUGUGGCGUGGAUCAGAUCGUUCCGCGAACGUGGGCUAUUCAAACGAGUGCGUCGGGUGCCAUGUUUACGGGGACCGUUCGUAUAAAAUUAUGCGAGGCCAAGCGCCUAAGACCGACGGACUGCUCCAUGCGCUACACGUUCGGGAAGCCCGACGAACAGCUCCUGGAUCCGUACGUAACAAUCGACGUGGACGACACCCAUGUGGCCCAAUCCACCAGCAAGCAGAAGACGUUCGAUCCCGUUUGGAACGAAUACUUCGAGCACCAGGUGAAAGACGCCAAGGCGCUGACCCUGACGGUGUUCCAUGACGCUGCUAUUCCUCCUGACGUCUUCGUCGCGAACGUCUGCAUUCCAUUCGAGGAUCUGUUGACUAGGGAAAAGGACGAGUCCGAUUUUUGGGUUGAUCUAGAACCCAAAGGACGACUGCACAUUAGAAUAGAUCUAAGAAUGACAUCGAACGACUAUGGGGGCAAACCUAGGGAAUUCAAAGAACGCCAAGGAUUUAAUAGAAGACGAGGGGCGAUGCGAAGGAGAGUUCAUCAAGUUAACGGCCACAAAUUUAUGGCUACUUUCUUACGACAACCAACAUUUUGUUCACAUUGUCGGGAUUUUAUUUGGGGUUUGGGCAAGCAAGGCUAUCAAUGUCAAGUUUGCACCUGUGUCGUUCACAAACGAUGUCAUCAUGCAGUCGUUACGAAAUGUCCCGGAAUGCAAGAUGAGUCUAAUCAACACCAGAGUACGGGUUUCAACGUAAACGUACCACAUCGAUUUGUAGUACACAACUACAAACGGUUUACAUUCUGUGAUCAUUGUGGAUCGCUGUUAUACGGACUGAUUAGGCAAGGGCUCCAAUGCGAGGCCUGUUGUAUAAAUGUGCACAAACGUUGUCAAAAAAAUGUCGCCAAUAAUUGCGGUAUCAAUCCAAAGCAAAUGGCUGAGAUCCUCACACAAAUCGGCGUUUCACCGGAUAAAACGCCCAAACGAAAAACCCUAACAAUAUCUGGCGGCAACGGCGGUCAACAGGACGCCGAAAAUACAUCCGGAAGCGAUCCGACCGGUGAAGAUUUAUCAAAGACCAUGGAAGAAAAAUUAACUAAUAAUGACGAAGGUGGCGCCACCAAGAAAACCAUCGGUCUGAACGAUUUCCUGUUCGUGAAGGUGCUGGGCAAAGGGAGCUUCGGCAAGGUGAUGCUGGCCGAGAAGAAGAACACCGACGAAGUGUACGCCGUGAAAGUAUUGAAAAAGGACGUCAUAAUCCAAGACGACGACGUCGAUUGCACGAUGACGGAGAAACGGAUCUUGGCGCUGGCCGCCAACCAUCCCUUCCUCACGGCGUUGCACUCGUGUUUCCAGACCAACGAGCGCCUGUUCUUCGUCAUGGAGUACGUCAACGGCGGCGAUUUGAUGUUUCAGAUACAACGUGCCAAAAAAUUCGACGAGCCGCGCGCGCGCUUCUACGCCGCCGAGGUGACGUUGGCGUUGCAGUUUUUGCACAAGCACGGCGUCAUCUACAGGGAUCUCAAAUUGGAUAAUAUCCUGUUGGACGCCGAGGGGCAUUGCAAAUUGGCCGAUUUCGGUAUGUGCAAAGAAGGCAUCGUCGACGGUGUGACGACUUCGACCUUUUGCGGCACGCCCGAUUAUAUCGCUCCCGAAAUAUUGCAGGAACUGGAAUACGGAGCGAGCGUGGACUGGUGGGCGUUAGGGGUGCUGAUGUACGAAAUGAUGGCCGGCCAGCCGCCGUUCGAGGCCGAUAACGAGGACGAUUUGUUCGAAUCGAUUUUGCACGACGACGUGCUGUAUCCGGUGUGGCUGAGCAAGGAGGCCGUUAGCAUAUUGAAGGGUUUCAUGACGAAGAAUCCGAGCCGGCGAUUGGGGUGCGUGGUGGCGCACGGCGGCGAGGCGGCCAUUCAGGCGCAUGCGUUCUUCAAGGAAAUCGACUGGACGGCGUUAGAACAGAGGAGAGUCAAGCCGCCUUUUAGACCGAGAAUAAAAGGCAGAAAAGACGUGACGAACUUCGACGCCGAAUUUACAAGAGAAGAACCAAUUUUAUCGCCCAUCAGUAACGAGGUGUUGCAAUCCAUAAAUCAGGAAGAGUUUAGAGGUUUCACGAUUCUCAAUAGGGAUUUCAAUCCAUCGCGAUUCGUAGCCGAGUAGAUUUUAAAAUCGUCCGGGUUUUAAUUAUUAUAAUUAUCAUGGUAUUUUCACAACUUCGUUUCGGAAACCGACUCGAACAAAACUUAAGGCUAAAUUUUAAAUUAUUUAGUUACGAGAACCCGUUUCAAAUUAUUUACGCUCGCCUUAAGUACUGGUAUACAGGGUGUCCCGCAAUUACACACUAACUAUAUGGAAGAUUUUUUGAGUUAUUUUAAUGCAAGUUUUUGUGCAAUUAGGCUAUCGAAUCUGUUUAUUUUUAUUGUCAUAUUUUUAUUUUUCUACAACAGUUGUAAAAUGGUUUAAAAAAGUACUAUUCGUAACCUACCUUAGGGACGUCCUGUAUAUGUGAAAGUUGUUAAUUUAUUGGUCAAUUCGAAGGCGAUUUUAUUCUUCGGUGCAAUAAAAAUAUUAGUCGAUAAAUGAUCGAGUAGAAUUGACCCGUUUAAUUCUUUAGCGAAUUAGUAAAUUUCUUUCUCAGCUUAAGAUUGUGAUUUUCGCACAAAUGUAAAAUUAAAAGUUAUAUUUUUGAAUCGCUGAAACGCUCAUUAAUUUAUUAAUAUUUUACGUGUAAAAAUCAGUAUUUUAUUUGUAUAUAAAAGUUCAAUAUGGUCAUGAUUAAAUCCAAAGCCAAAUAAAAACAUGUGAAAUUUAAUAGUCGAUAAUAUUCUGUAAAUACGGUUAUACAAAAUGAUUUCUCGGUUAAUUUCAUUGCUUAUUCAAUCUAAUUGUAAAAAAAUAGAUGUGAUCUGUAUUGAACUUAUCGGUACAUUAUUUACACCAACUGUAAACGUUGGCACGUUAAAUACUUAAAAGCAUUUAAGGUUCAUAAAUUACGUUUCAUUAGUAUUACCUCAGUACGUUAAUUAUUAUUAUUAAAGAAAGCGAGUAUUUUUGUAAAACAUUUCCGUUCGAAUUUCGAAGCGUGCUACGUAAAACGUUUUGGUUGGUAAAACGUACAUUUUAGAUCUAACUACAUUUGUUCUGUUGCUGUGAUUUCUAAUAUAAACAAUUUUUAAACAAAUAGAUAUGAAAUCACCGGUUAAUCUAGUCAAGUCAUUAUGGCCUACGUAUACACAUAAAUGUGACAUUACGCGUGUGUAUGUCAUUGUAGUUAAUGCAGUUCUAGUAAAAUUGUUAAUUUGACAAAUUUAAUCAACGGAAUCCUAAAUCAACGACAACUGAUCUACACAACUAUUUUUGUUCUAUCGCAGAAUUUACGCAAUAAAGACGUUGUUUUAGGAUUCGGGUUACUUUGAGCCUUAAGGACCUUUAAACUCUAGGCUGCAUUACAUUUAUAUUACAUUAGGGUAAAUACCAUCAAACUAAAUUUAUUGCCCACAAAACUGCAAACUAGUCAUUAUUAGAUGUUCCAUCACCCCGAUUUUGCACGUUUUUGAUUCACACUUUAAUAAUUUCUAUUCGAUAUUCAUUUUUGUCAUUUACUAAAUUUUAUUAUGCUAGUAUUAACUGUUGUUGCCUACAUUCUUUUAUGACUUGUGUGUUUAUUUAUUCUAAUUACACAAGUUAUUUAUGAAUUUUUUUCCUGAUUAUAAACCUUUUUAUUUUGCCUCUUGAAGUAAUUUCAGUUUUGAAUGCGUCUCAUUCGAGACAGCUCUAAUGGGAAAAUGACCUAGAAAUGUCAUUAAAAUAAUCGUUUUGUAUAAUUAGUAAAUGUUAUUUUAGUUUAAUGCAAAGAAAUAUCGAAAUAUAGUAUAGAAACUAAAAAACUAUAUUUGAGGUCAAUUUCCCAUUUGAAAAAAUGAAUAUGAGGAAUUGAAAAAUCAUUCUAAACGACGAUUGGACUUGAUAAAAAAAAUUGAUUCUGCAUUUGGUAUUGAAGCGUAAUGUAGUUUAAUGGUAUUGAAAUAGAAUCGUUUCCUUUCUAGGUAUAAUACUAAUCGUUUUAUAGUUAUGUUGUGAUAACGUGAACAAAUUUUUAUGUGAAACGGUUGAAAAUUCAUUGUGACAUAACUUAGGAAUUGUGCAUAUACAUAUAAAGCUUAAUAUUGUUGAUUUUACCAAAGAAUUUAUUUAUUAUUUUAAUGUGUCAAAUGAACAACUCGACUUGUUAUGAUGUUACUUACUAGUUAAUAUUUUUAUUUCAUUACUUAUUUGUUUUCUAUGUGGCUUUUAGGAAAAAUACUAACUGGGUAUAACAUUGAGUUGUUGCAUGUGUUUUUAUAUAUAGUAUAAAAUUUAUAUUGAGUGUUUUGAUUAAGAGAUAUUUUGCGAGUGUUUAGGAAAUUUACAGAUACCUAAAGCUUGCCUAAGUUAUAAAUAGUAGAUGAGUACAUUACAAGUUAUAGCUGAAUUUAAUUCCUACACUUUAUUGUUAAUUAUUGUAGCUCCUAAACACGAUGCGAGUUGAUGGGAUGAAUGUGAUAAUAUGUGGACGGAAGUUAAGUAUUAUUUUUUGUUAUAUGUUUAAAUAUGUUAAUUUUAUUUAUUUUGUACUUUUAAAAAAUCUGCCAGAUUCUGUAAAUCGACAUUCAAAUACAUUUCAAAGAAAUGUAUAUAUUGUUAAAAUUAUGUAAUGUUUUAGAUAUUUAUUAAUGUGAGCUUAGAGUAGUGAAAAUAUGAGAAAAAGAUAAAUAACCUGCUACAAUUAGUAAAUGUUUAGAUCUAUGUAUCACAGGUCUAUGUUAGAACUAGGCUGUUAAAAAUCCAACAGAUCAGAGAUACAAAUUAUCACCUAAUUACUACAAAGUAGUUUAUUAUUUGUCGCUUUGCUUUAUAACAAAAAUUUUAUGUAAAAUUGUUCACUAUUAGAAUCAUUCUGUUCGAUAUUCUUAAGGUUCUGUUAUAUUUGUAGUAAGAUGGAGUAGUUUUCAUUUAGAAAUUAUAUCCCGUUUCAAAGUGAAGAUUGAUAGAUAAAAGUUGUUUUCGUUCGGCUUAUACAGUGUUGUGCCAAACCAUAUCCCAUUUCUGCUGGUCGUUUGCACAGGAUUAUUUCAGAACUCACUCGAAUAUUUUAUUGUUUAAAUUCAUAUUGUAGUAUCAAUGUGUUGUACUCUGAUGUACCUAUUUCUCUGAUGAUGUACUAAAAUAUAAAUAA